This is a messenger RNA of Lecanosticta acicola, 2930 nucleotides long. The record is from the annotation of a GenBank genome assembly. NCBI's taxonomy places the organism in Eukaryota, Fungi, Ascomycota, Dothideomycetes, Mycosphaerellales, Mycosphaerellaceae.
AUGGCAGCCGCAGCGGCACCCGCACCCGCACCCGCACCCGCACCCGCACCGGCUCUGGCAGACGCCGCCAUGGAGGAUGCGCCCAACACCCUCUCCGCCGAGUCUGCCACCAUCGCCACACCGCACGUGGACGGGGAGAAGACGCCAUCGUCGGUGGGCGAUGCCAACGCGAACAAUACCAACAGUAAUGCUGCUGCCCAGCAGAACGGCGCCAACGGGUCCGCCAGCGCAAACGGACAGCCUAGCUCCAACACGCGACUCUACAGCUGUGGGAAAUGCAGCAAGAGCUACGCCCGACUAGAUCAUCUGUGAGUGCAUGCCCUCACAAAUCCCCUCUCCCACGGUAAACUCAUCUCAUCCCACCCAGUUCUCGGCAUGUCCGCAUGCACACGCAAGAGAAGCCAUAUCAGUGUCGGAUUUGUACCAAGGCAUUUGCGCGAGCCGACUUGCUCAAACGCCAUACCCUCGGCCACAGUAAGGAUGACCCUCAGGCCAAGCCCACCAUUGUCCAACACAGCCGUGUCUCCCAAGCAUGUGAAGCCUGCGCUGGCCUGCACCUGAAGUGCGAGGAGGAAAAGCCCUGUAAACGCUGUACCAAGAAGGGCAUUCAGUGCAACUACACUGCCAAUUUCGCGCCCAACGACAUGCAUCGCCCGUCACCACCCGACAGCCAGUAUUCUCCUCAACCAAAGCAGAACUAUGCCGAGCAGAUUCACCACAUGCAGAACAUGCAGCAACAGAUGCAUCCCCGCAUGCAAGCUGUCCAAACACCUCCCAUUCAACGACAUAACUCUUUCGGCCAACCAGGACCGCUGCCGCCCAUGCAAAUGACUUCUCCGCCCCAUUCCCAUCCGCACCCAGCGCCACAGAUGGGUAUGGAUGUCCAGGCGACCAUGAUGCCCCCACAGACCCCAGGUCCGCCUUUCACCGGACCUCCCAUGUUCGACUACCUCCGGGAGAAGAUGAUGCCAACCACAACACGACCAAAUGGCGCCGUCCAAGUCAUCGACUACCAGACCGGACAGGCGGGUCCAUGGACUCCACGUGAGCUAUUCGAUUUUGGCGUCGACGCGAACAUGGAACUCGAUGAUCUGGAUUUGAGCUUCCUCGAUACUUACAACAACGCAAAUCCGUUCGACCUCAGGACACCGAGCAUUGGCUUUCCCACUUCAUCCGGCUCCGACAUCAUGCCCAGCUUUACAUCCGCUCCCGCUCCACCCCUGGAUACGACUGCCCUUCCCAAAGCGUCUGUCUGGCGUUUCAGGCCCCUCUCCAAAGACUCUGGCUCCGCUGAGCAAGCCAAUCUCUCGCUACCUACGCCGACCAGUCUCGACAUUGACCGCAGAGUCACUUGCGAGCCCCUCUCCCAAACAUCCCGUGACAAGAUUCUUGCAAUGAUCUUGAGCACUUGCAAGCCCAACAGCAUCCCCAGAGCUGUAGCUUGCUUUCCUUCCAUCGGCUUACUUGACAGCCUCUUCCAAUUCUCGCUCACAUCUCCGGGAUCGCAUGCCAAGCAUUGGAUUCAUGCGCCGACGUUACUGGCAGGCCAGACACGGCCGGAGGUGCUUGCCGCCAUCGUCGCUGCUGGAGCAGUACUGACUCCUGAUGCUUCCAUCCGAAAGGUGGGGUAUGCCAUUCAGGAGGCCAUUCGAACUGCAAUCCAAGUCCAGGUAGAAGAAGACAACACAUUGAUGCGCGACUUGCAAAUCAUGCAAGCAUCGUUACUCCAGCUGAAGAUUGGACUCUGGUCUGGCGACUCGAGAAAGAUGGAACUUGCAGAAGGCUUUCAGCAGGUCCUUGUCACCAUGGCGCGCCGAGGAGGUCUUUUCCGCCGCGGUACGUAUGAACGCCUCGUUCCGUACGCCGAAGACAACGGCGAGGUGCUGGAGAACAAGUGGCGGCAGUGGGUCAAGCAGGAGUCGCGGAAACGUUUUGCUUUGCAUUUGUUCCGCCAUGAUCUCGAGGCAUCAGUAUCGCUUCUGAGCAGUCCUCUGAUCUCUUACGCCGAACUCUACCUGCCAUUGCCCGAGUCGGAGAAUCUCUGGCACUCUCCAUCCGCAGAAUCUUGGAAGGCGACAUACAUGCGCAACGCAGGACCACGACAUGACAGACAGCCAUCUCUGGUCGACUGUAUCCAAGAUCUAGACAUCCUCGCUGUGCGAGACAUUUUUAUCGAUCAGCGACAAGCCUCCAUGGCCGUCCUCGGUGCCGCCUGGCGCAUGAUCUGGGAAUACCGGCAGCUCGACUCUUCCAUGAAGGACUACAACAAUCAAUGGAGUAGCGGCAAUCUCCUCAUGAACACACGACACCAAGAACUCACAAAACUACUUCAGUGCUUCCGCAUCAGCUCGGCGGAAGACACGAAAGUCACGCUCAUCGUUGAGCUUCUGCUUAUGCACCUGCACAUGUCGCUCGACGAUGUACAGCUCUUCGCCGGCGUCGAGGGAGAGGAAGAAUCGCGCAGAGUCCACCCUUCCCUCGUCCAGUGGACGCGAACAUCGACAGCACGACAAGCCAUGUGGCACGCCGGCCAAGUCCUCCGCGCAGCGAGAAACCUUCGACCUGGAUUGAUCUGCGAUUUCGCUGCUAUAGCAGUCUACCAAGCCAGCCUGGCCUUCUGGUCCUACGGAAUCAUCACACGCGCGACGGAACCUGGCCCACACAGUAGCAAUAAUCCCGCCGCUUUCCUGGAUGGCGGCGACGAUAAUGGCGUCAAGCGCUGGAUUAUCAACGGGAAAGGAGGAGCCGUUAUUCGCACGUGGACCGUCAAACCGCCGUCGGAGAACGUGGCUAUGGUCUCCAAUCCGGAUGAAGUGGUUGGGGCUGUCGUGGCCACGAUGCGGAGGAAUCACAAUGAGACGAGGAAUCCGCCGCUUGUGGAUAAUCUGAUCAAUAUUAUGGAGGGAUUGAGGAAGGCUUCUAGGACAUGA